This is a messenger RNA of Drosophila bipectinata, 639 nucleotides long. RefSeq names its product Vitelline membrane 26Ab (gene Vm26Ab). NCBI's taxonomy places the organism in Eukaryota, Metazoa, Arthropoda, Insecta, Diptera, Drosophilidae. The record is from RefSeq and is a predicted model, not a curated record.
GGGGGAUUAACCAACAGUUCGUCUUCGUUCGCCACUUCAGCAGCAAGUAGAGACAUCAGCACCUUCCAUCAAAAUGGCCAUUCGCAACAUCCUCGUCGUCGCUUUCCUGGCUAUGACCGCCGUCUGCGCCGAGACCAUCCAGCUCCAGCCCACCCAAGGUAUCCUGAUCCCGGCACCGUUGGCCGAGAACAUCCGUGUGUCGCGUGCUGCCUACGGCGGAUACGCAGCCCCAGCCGCCGCUCCCUCGUACUCCGCCCCCGCUGCUCCAUCGUAUGCCGCUCCAGCCGCUCCUGCUGCUCCCGCCUACGCUGCACCAGCUGCCCCAGCCUACUCCGCCCCAGCUGCUCCAGCCUACUCCGCCCCAGCUGCCCCUGCCUACUCCGCCGCUCCUGCUCCUGCCGCCCCCGCUUACUCCGCCCCUGCCUCCAUCCCAUCGCCCCCGUGCCCGAAGAACUACCUGUUCAGCUGCCAGCCCUCUCUGCAGCCCGUCCCCUGCUCCGCCCCAGCUCUAUCCUACGGCUCCGCCGGCGCUUACUCCCAGUACGUGCCACAGUACGCCGUUCCUUACGUCCGGGAGUUGUAAAAUCGAUCAUGGCUCAAAUGAAAAACCGAACUUUUGAAUAAAAUGCAUUGCUUAUA